ACAGGCUUUAGCUGUGUCUGCCCUCCCCUCACCGUCUGAAGGAGGAUCUUCUGACAGUCUGAGAGAAACUGACUGUUUGUUGCGAGCAGUUUCAGCAAGGUGGUGCCACAGAGGACAGGAUCCUUUGAAAAUGUCAAGUUCUUUGGUUGUGUGCGAAGUGGACGAGAGUCUGAAAGAAAAACUGAAAAAGUUCAGAUUUCGAAAAGAAACCAACAAUGCAGCCAUCCUGAUGAAAAUAGACAUGGCGAAACAACUUGUUAUCCUUGAAGAGGAAUAUGAGGAUAUCACACUGGAUGACCUGAGAAAUGAGCUUCCUGAACGCCAACCCAGAUAUAUUGUCUACAGCUACAAAUAUAUCCAUGCUGAUGGAAGGGUGUCUUAUCCGCUCUGCUUCAUUUUCUCAAGCCCAAUGGGGUGUAAGCCAGAGCAGCAGAUGAUGUACGCAGGCAGCAAGAAUCGUCUGGUCCAAGCUGCGGAGCUCACAAAGGUCUUUGAAACCAGAAAUGCUGAUGACCUGACAGAAGAAUGGCUCAAGAACCAGCUGGCAUUCUUUCGCUGAAACUGCAUUUCCUGCCAUUUUAAAACCCGCUUUUCAUUUGACUUCCUUUUUUGUUCAUUGUGACAAUAAAAGCAUUUACCUUUGGCA
Messenger RNA from Fundulus heteroclitus (mummichog), 646 nucleotides. RefSeq names its product glia maturation factor, gamma (gene gmfg). NCBI's taxonomy places the organism in Eukaryota, Metazoa, Chordata, Actinopteri, Cyprinodontiformes, Fundulidae. Gene Ontology annotation, molecular function: actin binding; Arp2/3 complex binding. Gene Ontology annotation, cellular component: actin cortical patch. Bases 131 to 559 code for a protein of 142 amino acids. The transcript is spliced from 7 exons. Gene Ontology annotation, biological process: actin filament debranching; negative regulation of Arp2/3 complex-mediated actin nucleation. The record is from RefSeq and is a predicted model, not a curated record.